AGGCCCGGAAUGGUACCGUCCCGGGCCCCUGAUUGGCCGGCGGCGCGGGGGCGUGGCCUCCGGAGCCUGGUUCGGCGCGCCGGAGCCCGCUCUCCGCAGUGCGAGUCGGGCCGGGAGCGGAAGCCAUGGUGCUGCUGCACGUGCUGUUCGAGCACGCGGUCGGCUACGCGCUGCUGGCGCUGAAGGAGGUGGAGGAGAUCAGUCUGCUGCUGCCGCAGGUGGAGGAGUGCGUACUCAGCUUGGGCAAGUUCCACAACAUCGUUCGUCUCGUGGCCUUUUGUCCCUUUGCCUCGUCCCAGGUUGCCUUAGAAAAUGCCAAUGCUGUGUCUGAAGGUGUUGUUCAUGAGGACCUCCGCCUACUUUUGGAGACCCACCUGCCAUCCAAAAAGAAAAAAGUACUCUUGGGGGUGGGGGAUCCUAAGAUUGGUGCUGCUAUCCAGGAGGAGUUGGGAUACAACUGCCAGACUGGAGGUGUGAUAGCCGAGAUCCUGCGAGGAGUCCGCCUGCACUUCCACAACCUGGUAAAGGGCCUGACCGAUCUCUCUGCUUGUAAAGCCCAGCUGGGCUUGGGACACAGCUAUUCUCGUGCCAAAGUGAAGUUUAAUGUGAACCGAGUGGACAAUAUGAUCAUCCAGUCUAUUAGCCUUCUGGACCAGCUGGAUAAGGACAUCAAUACCUUCUCUAUGCGGGUCAGGGAAUGGUAUGGGUACCACUUUCCUGAGCUGGUGAAGAUCAUCAACGACAACGCUACGUAUUGCCGCCUUGCUCAGUUCAUUGGAAAUCGAAGGGAACUCAAUGAAGAAAAGUUGGAGAAGCUGGAGGAGCUGACGAUGGAUGGGGCCAAGGCUAAGGCUAUUCUGGAUGCCUCGCGGUCCUCCAUGGGUAUGGACAUAUCCGCCAUCGACUUGAUAAACAUCGAGAGCUUCUCCAGUCGAGUAGUAUCUUUGUCAGAAUAUCGCCAGAGCCUACACACUUACCUGCGAUCCAAGAUGAGCCAAGUAGCCCCCAGCCUGUCAGCCCUGAUUGGGGAAGCGGUAGGUGCACGUCUCAUUGCUCAUGCUGGCAGUCUCACCAACCUCGCCAAGUAUCCGGCAUCCACAGUGCAGAUCCUUGGGGCUGAAAAGGCCCUGUUCAGAGCUCUGAAGACAAGGGGUAACACCCCAAAAUAUGGACUCAUUUUCCACUCCACCUUCAUUGGUCGAGCAGCUGCUAAGAACAAAGGCCGCAUCUCCAGAUACCUGGCAAACAAAUGCAGUAUUGCCUCCCGAAUCGAUUGCUUCUCUGAGGUACCCACAAGUGUAUUUGGGGAGAAGCUUCGAGAGCAAGUUGAGGAGCGACUGUCCUUCUAUGAGACUGGAGAGAUCCCACGGAAGAAUCUAGAUGUCAUGAAGGAGGCGAUGGUUCAGGCAGAGGAAGCGGCUGCUGAGAUUACUAGAAAGCUGGAGAAACAAGAGAAGAAACGCUUGAAGAAGGAAAAGAAACGACUGGCUGCGAUGGCCCUCGCAUCCCCGGAAAACAGCAGCAGCACCCCGGAGGAGUUGGAGGAGAUAAAUGAAAAACCCAAAAAGAAGAAAAAGCAAAAGGUACAGGAAACUCCUCAGGAGAACGGCAUGGAAGACACACCUGUCUCCUCCAAACCCAAGAAAAAGAAAACUUCCAAGGAGGAGCUAGUCGGUAGUGAUGUUGAAGAGACAGCUGGCAGUACAAAUCUUCCCAAGAGGAAGAAAUCUUUCUCCAAAGAGUCACCUGUAAGUGACCAGGAAGAGGCAGGAAACAGAGUUGUGUCUAAGAAAAAGAGGAAAUUCUCUUCCAGGGAGGAGCCACUCAGCAGUGGACCUGAAGAGGCUGCCAGCAGCAAAAGUAACAGCUCCAAGAAAAAGAAAAAGUCCAAAGUAUCCCAGGAAGAUUAACAGGGACAUUUUCCCCAUAUGGGGUGUAACCCAUGGUGACAUUUCCCACCCAUCCCCUAUACCCCAAUAAAAAC
Molecule: messenger RNA, 1984 nt
Organism: Condylura cristata (star-nosed mole)
Lineage: Eukaryota; Metazoa; Chordata; Mammalia; Eulipotyphla; Talpidae
Gene: NOP56
Product: NOP56 ribonucleoprotein
Exons: 12
Coding region: 126-1910 (594 amino acids)
Cellular component (GO): small-subunit processome; box C/D methylation guide snoRNP complex
Molecular function (GO): snoRNA binding
Source: RefSeq, a predicted model, not a curated record